UCAUAUCAUAGUCCUCCACUUCCAAUACCAGGUCACUCCGGUACCCCCUUUCCACUACGUGACAAACACUUACCGACGAAAACCGGUCAAAAACCGACACAUUACAAACUCCAAAUCUCAUUUCCACCGGCUCUCCCGGUUUUUCUUUAUCUUUAUCAUAUUUUCCUUUUACUUAUUACAACAUCUCCCAUAUUAUUCGUAUUUCUCAAAAGUCAGUUUCUAUCUACUUAUUUUCCCCCCUUUCUCCGACGAUCACCUUCGAUCUCACCGAUUUUUCUAUAAUCUGAUAUUUAAGAUGGCUGAUAACGAGGACAUAGAGGAGACCACCUCUCGUGGGAUUGAACAAGAAGCUCCCAAGAUGGCCGACACCGAGGAGGGAGAGGAAGCCGCGCCACGUGGAAAUGAAUGGGAAGUUGUGUCACUAACAGCUUCUACUUACGCUGCAGCUCCUGGUCCUAGGGGAGAUGAAUCAAUCCACGAGGAGAAGGAUCCUUCUUUAAGUGAAGAUUAUGAAGCAGAAACUUCUAGAGCUCUUUUUAUGUCUGGUCACUUUGUCUUUCCUCCAAGUCAGCAUGAAAAUUUACCCAUAGAACGUGAAAACUUAGAAAUCUCCAAAGGAGUUAAAGACGAUGAGCCUGCUGGUGGAAUGAAUGUGGCUAAUGAGAGUAAAGCUGAGCAGAAGGAAGAAGAGAACUGGAAGAUAGAAGGAUUGAAUGUGCCGGAGGAGUUUCCUGGAAUUCCAUUACUUGAAGACAAGGGCAAUAGGAUCCUAUCAAUUCAUGGUCCAGGAUUUGACGAAGCAACAACUCUACAUGGGUUGGAUGUUGAUGACAAAGAACAAGAUGUGUAUGGAGCUGCUAAAUUUAGUUCAUUUCACAGUGAAACAGAAAUUGGUGGAUCACCGGGUUAUGAUGAAAGUGUUGAUCUUGCUGAACCUUCUGACUUUUGUUUAGAUCCGUCAUCUUUUAGAUCCAAGCCUCCCAAAUCUGGAGAAGAAGAUGAAAUUGAUGACUCUGAGCUCCCUUGUGGGGCUUGGUGGAAAAGAAGAGUGGUCUCUUUGUGUGCUCAAGUGAAAGAUACAAGUGCUUUUUGGUCCAUAUUUGUUGCCGCGGCUGUAAUGGGUCUUGUCAUUCUUGGGCAACGGUUCCAACAAGAGAGGUGGGAGGUUUUGCAUCGGAGGUGGCAGCUCAGCAUUGGCGAUGAGAAAUCGGGAAGGAUCUUGUCACGCCUGAAAGAUAUGAUUGUUGGAGGAAGUCGCCGUAGUACAUAUAUCACUGCUGCCUCUGCUGACCAUUAAGAUGACGACGAAAAAUUCACUAUUGUGUUGAGAAAAACGUGAGAUAUACGACAGAACUCUGGUAGAUUGAUGUUUGGAGAAGGAUGAUUCAGAUGAUAUUCUCAUGGAGCUAACUCCGAAUUCCGAAUUCCGAUAGCUUUUAAUACUUUUGUUUGCUUCGCUUUGUUGUAUUGUUAAUAUUGGGUAGCUGGACUUUGCAUAUGGUUCCCUAAAAUGGCCUCGCUUGGCCCUUGCUUAAUGAGAUUAGAAGUGUCCGAACUUGGCUCAAUUGCAAAGUUCUAAUUACUUGGUGAACGUUCUGUUCUGUUCAUUAUGGCUAAAAGCUUGUAUAGUUUUAAUUUGUGCA
Molecule: messenger RNA, 1643 nt
Organism: Beta vulgaris subsp. vulgaris (sugar beet)
Lineage: Eukaryota; Viridiplantae; Streptophyta; Magnoliopsida; Caryophyllales; Amaranthaceae
Exons: 3
Coding region: 296-1297 (333 amino acids)
Cellular component (GO): intracellular membrane-bounded organelle
Source: RefSeq, a predicted model, not a curated record